AUGCCGCCGAAGAAGAAGCCGAAGCAGUCCCUCUCCAGCGACUUCGAGUCGGCGGAGGCGGCCAUCGCGGGGAAGGGCUGGGAGCGGUCGUUGGGCUGGAAGGUCGUCAAGGCGCGCCCGAGGGCCAGCGACGGUGGCGUGACGUACUACACGCUCAGUUACUGCUGCUACAAGUCGCGGCGGGACCGCAUGGCGAAGAAGUCGCCCACGCGGGAGCUCAUCACGACGUCCAUGGUCCCCGGCUGCCCCGCGCGCUGGCGCACCCACAACGAGGCCAACCUCGCGAUGGCCAAGUACGUCGCCGUCGUCGAGGAGGCGGGGCGGGCCGGGCGCAAGCGGAGCGCCGGCGGCGACGAGGGGGACGUCGAGGUCGGCGGCGGCGGCGACGACGACGUCCCGGACGCGCCCGCGCUCGCGGCGCCCGCGCCCGACGGCGACGGCGGCGGCGUCGAGGACGGCGACGACGACGACCCGGACGCGAAGAUCCGGGCGGCGACGACGGAGGCGGGCGUCGCGUGGGUCCAGAUCGCCGCGGACGACGCGAAGGCCUACGUGCAGGCGCGGUCGAUCAAGGAGCAGGGCAAGCGGGCGGCCACGGCGCCCAAGGACAAGAAGGUCGGGUCGCUCCGGGCGCGCGCGGCGACGUACCACUCGGAGAACGCGUCCAUCACGAUCGAUCUCGGGUCGAAGCCGCCGGGCUACGACGAGUGGCGCGCGGCGCUCGAGGUCCACGCGGCGAGCGUCACGGGCUUCAUCGGCCAGCCCAAGGGCGGGAAGCAGCUGCUCAGGGAGCGCGGCCUCUGGCACCAGGGCAUGUCGUGGACGGGGAAGAAGGACACCUACGGCGUCCCCGAGACCGUCGACAUCGACGGCGUCGCGCGGUCGACGUGUGCCAAGGACGUCCUCGCGGCGUGCUGGGACUACCAGAACGAGACCUCGGAGCUCGAGCAGAUGGUCACGGACCUCGGGCACCGCGCCAUGUUCACGCCCAAGGGCCACUGCGAACUUGCCGGCGAGGGUAUCGAAUACGACUGGGGCGUCGCCUCGCGGUGGAAGCGCAAGAACGGCCGCGACGAAGACCAGCACCUCCAGGAGGACACGCUUCGCUCGUUGUCGCCGAAGGUGCUGCCCGUGUUGCGCGUGCGCAUGUUCGAGCGGACGGCGUGGCGCUACAAGCAGGCGUACCGUCGAGUCACCCGCGGCGAGGCCACGGCUGGCGAGUUCGCGGAGGUCGAGCGGCUCCAGAAGGAGAUCAGGCGCCACCGCGACGCCGAGGUCGAACUAGCCGCGCUCGAGGGCCGCCGCGAGAACCCGCUUGCCGCCCUCGAUGCGCCCCCGGGGACGGCUCCGGUCCGCGCGGCGACGGCCGCGGGCCCCUGA
Aureococcus anophagefferens is the source of this 1380-nucleotide messenger RNA. RefSeq lists its product as hypothetical. Bases 1 to 1380 code for a protein of 459 amino acids. The record is from RefSeq and is a predicted model, not a curated record. The transcript has 2 exons. NCBI's taxonomy places the organism in Eukaryota, Pelagophyceae, Pelagomonadales, Pelagomonadaceae.